AGCAAGUUGUGACAGCAUUCGAGGAUGUCGGUAUUGAUGACGCGCAAGGGAGGGAGUACACUUUGGAGGAGGCGUACAUUGGCGAUAUCACAGCUCAUUUGUUUGGUGAGCCGUGAUGACGCUCACGCCUGCUAUUGAUCUUUUCAGAUUUCUGAAUCAUUGAUUAUUUGCAUUGACUUAGCGUUAUAGCAGCACGGCGCGAGGGGAACAACGAGUGUACGAAUCAUUAGGUCUAUGAAUCAUGACGUUACAUUUUCAGCUCGUCUUCGUGUAUACGGCACCCGGUGUCUGUCAGUGUCAUGUGAGAUUCCGUCGAGCUCGUCGCAAGGAAACCAGCUUCAGCCUGCCCGCGCAACAAACAUGGACGUUCGUCCGGCGAUGCGUCAGGCAAUGCAGCUAUCUGGGCAGACCCAGGGACUUGCAGCAGCCGCUAGCUCUCAUGGGUAAGUUCUCACCAUGCCCCAUUACCUCUUCCGCGCAGG
This is a messenger RNA of Dissoconium aciculare CBS 342.82, 482 nucleotides long. RefSeq lists its product as uncharacterized. Lineage: Eukaryota; Fungi; Ascomycota; Dothideomycetes; Mycosphaerellales; Dissoconiaceae. The transcript has a single exon. The record is from RefSeq and is a predicted model, not a curated record. The annotation marks the transcript as partial.